AAUGAGAUAACUAACAAACGACUGGAGCCAAAUGUCACUGGUGCCACCAGUCAGCCGGUCACAGCUCUCUCUCUCUCUUCUGAGCUGGGCCUUUCACCUUUGUUGGAUUCGCGAAGAAAAGUUUUGAAUCUAUUGAAAAUUGUUUGAAUCUAUUGAAAAUUCUUUCUUCUGUUACGCAUACAUAUUGGGUUUGCCCUCAGAGCUCAUUGAAGACCAAUGGCAAGUGGGCGAAAUGGGUUCAAAUCCUUUAUUUAAUAUAGACAAACAAAUGUUCAAACACUAUUGUUUGUCAAAGAAUGAAGGUGAAACAAUGUUCUGGCUAGUUGAGCAUCAAAAUGACGCAGCAGCAUCUUCAGUAAAUUGUUUUGCGCUCUCAGGUACCCCAGUUUGGAAACUGGGAAACUGAGGAAAAUGUUCCUUACACAGCCUAUUUUGAUAGUGCAAGGAAGGUUAAAAGUGGCGGGAAGAUGAAUCCAAAUGACCCCCAAGACACUCCCAAUAAGUUUUCCAGUAACUCUUCUCCAGUUCGAGCUCCUGCAUUACAAGAAGAUGCUGAACCAAAAGGUGGAAUCAAUCCACAGGCAGUAAGGUCAAAGCAGGAGUGUCGCACUAGCCGAGAAGAUGGUGAGGUUAGGAUGCUAUCUAAUUCCCCAUUGCACCCUGACACUGUAGGACAGAGGGCUACAACUGACUUGUCUCUUCAACAUCAUGGUGGUGUAAGAUCUGGAAGCAGUAAAUCAGAAUCAGGAACACCAAAGGGCACAUUAAGACCGAGGCAUGAUCGCCGGCCAAGCCGAGAAGAUGGUGAUCUGAGGAGACCAACUGAGUCUCCAUUACACCAUGACACUGUAGGUCGGAGAACCACUGUUGACUCGCCUUAUCAUCGUUAUGGUGGCUUAAGCACUGGUGAUACCCCCAGAAGAGUUUCACGGCAAAGUGCAGGAUCUGAUCGCAGCAUUGAACACUCACCACUGCACCCACAUUACCAGGCAAAGGUUGGAGUUAAAGGCAGUGGAGUUUCUUCUCCCUCAUGGGAUAGAAAGGGUUCAUCUGAAGGUAGCCAUGGCCUUGCUCCCUCAACUCCUGGAAGAUCCCGGCUGAGAUCAGUUAAUCGAGGCGAUGGAACUCCUGAUCAUAGCCCUGCUGUCCCCAAAUUUGGUGAUUGGGAUGAAAGCGACCCUGCGUCAGCUGAAGGGUACACCCACAUAUUCAACAGAGUGCGAGAGGAAAGGCAGAGUGAGGCAGGAAAGGUACCUGUCACAACCACCGAAAAUUUUUAUUCAAACCGUCAGAAGCAAUAUGGAAAUGAAAAUUCCAAGAGUUGUUGCUGUUUUCCAUGGGGCAGAAAAUGAUAUCUUUUGUACAUGGAUGAACAGAAAGCGUGUGACGCCUUCAUACUAUAUAUAUAGCUUGGAAGACUAUCUAAUGUAUAGAUUAAUUUUCUAGCAAGUGUAUUCUUUCUGGUGUGCUUUUGAUGAUAAGAACACGAAAGAAAAUGAAGUUUAGAUGGGAAAACAACAAUCCCUUUUUGUUUUU
Messenger RNA from Cornus florida, 1536 nucleotides. RefSeq names its product RPM1-interacting protein 4-like. The transcript is spliced from 5 exons. The record is from RefSeq and is a predicted model, not a curated record. NCBI's taxonomy places the organism in Eukaryota, Viridiplantae, Streptophyta, Magnoliopsida, Cornales, Cornaceae. The coding region runs from base 468 to 1352 and encodes 294 amino acids.